This is a messenger RNA of Gaeumannomyces tritici R3-111a-1, 4446 nucleotides long. RefSeq lists its product as hypothetical. Gene Ontology annotation, biological process: mRNA export from nucleus. Bases 529 to 3804 code for a protein of 1091 amino acids. Gene Ontology annotation, molecular function: structural constituent of nuclear pore. Lineage: Eukaryota; Fungi; Ascomycota; Sordariomycetes; Magnaporthales; Magnaporthaceae. Gene Ontology annotation, cellular component: nuclear pore. The transcript has a single exon. The record is from RefSeq and is a predicted model, not a curated record.
CGCUCUGACCCGACACCCUCCAACCCGCGGCCGUUUGCAGCCUUCCAAACCUAAAACCCUCACCAUCCAAAUUCCCUCCCAUUUUUUGAACAAACAAAGCCUUCUGCGUAAGCACACCGCCGCGUGUCACGACCCUUCCACGCCACAACGCCACGACACGGCGGCCCUCGACUUUGACGGGUAGGAGGACCCAAGAACAAGAGGGAGGGAGACGGAAAGAGAGGGACACAAAAAAGGGACCAAAUCGAGGAAGGAAAUAAGGGGACACAUGCAAGCUUCGGUCGACUGCCGAGCUCUUCCAUCCGACGACGUGGCUCUGCUUCGGCUCUGAGCAAGAAUCGCCAAUCCCAGGCCGCCACCAUCAACGUGCCACCUCUUGUGUCCCCAGCUGGUGACUUCGGACCCGACAAACGAUCGCGGCAUCGCGGUCGUCGGGUGUUCCUUCAGGUGGGCUCCAUCACCCAGGACUUCUUUGCUGGCUCAGAACACGGCUCCCGUGUUUCGCGGCCGGCAUAAGAAGACAAGCUUAUGCCUCGCGCGUCCUCCUCGGCAAAGCGACAGCAGGGAGCCGCCAGCAAUCGCGACAGCGCCAGCCGCCACGACAAUGGCCUCGUAGGCCCCGGCAAGCGCGUCAGCAAGCAGCGGAGCCAGAGCCAGGUAGACGGCGCCCCGCGUCCCUCGGCGCCCGACUUCCCCAAGCUCGACGGCGCGAAUGGCCACCUCGGCUCCCCCGGCAGAGGUCAGGCCCAGCCCGGCCCCUCCUCGACCGCCAACGGAAACGCAAAGACGAAUGGCAACGGCUUCGCCCCACGCCAGCCCGCUCAGCAGCAGUACCACGAAACGGCCCCUCCCGUGCCCGGCGUCCUUGCCCCCUCCGCCGCCGCCGCCGCCAACGGCUCCGCUGACCACAAGUCCGCUGCCUCGCUCCGCGCUUCCAUGUCCAACGAUUCGACAGAGGAGUCCUCGGCCGACUCGGCCGCCGUCGCCCAGAUCCCAUCCCAGAUGGCGAACCCGGAGGAGAACGCGCGCCGGAUCGAUGUUAACGCGGCCAAGAACAUCAACGUGCACCGGGACCCGGGACCGUUCGAGUUUGCGUUUACCGUCCUCCGCUCUUGCCCACUGUACGACACCAUCGCCAUACUCAUCAUCCUGAUGCAGCUGUCCCCUAUCGCCCUCUCGUUGAUUUAUGGACUCUUCACCCUCCUCACCUUCGUCCCGCCCGUCACCACCAGCUCCGGCCUCAGCAUCACCGACAUGUUCGAAGCUGCCAUUGGGACGCCGUCCAUCACGGUUCUGCUGUGCAUCGACUGCGUCUUCUUGCUUGUGUGGAUCUUCCUGCCCGGGCUUCUCCAAAACUUUCUCCUCGACUUCGCCCAGGUCACCAUCGCCUUGACCCUAGGCGGCGGCGGGAGCUCCAGGCAAGGUUCGCUCAACACCUUCCUUCUAUGCUCUAUAAUUGUCGGCCUUUCUCGGUUCGGCCAGCAUCCCAGUCUCCAGGGCAUAUCUCGCAUCACGACGCUUCUCGGUGGCAACGGCUGGGGUUCCUCAGACCAGUCCGGCCCGCUCAACUCAUCUGGCCCUUCGUCAAUCAAGCGAACUGGAGCUUACCCCUGGAUCAGGAAUGUUUUGGCGGUUCACAUUGUGAUGCAGGGCUUCGUCAAAUUCGUUCGCGAGUGGUAUUUGCGGAGAGAGAAGCGGGAUGCUCAGCCCCAAAGCCAGCCAGACCCAGAGGCCGGCAAGACAUUGUUUCCCGCAGAAUCAUCAGCAAGCGAGAGCACCCCCAGCGGCACCUCCGAAUCGGAUCCCAACACCCAGUCGACUUUGACUUCAAUGGCCAUCUCGGCCAAGAAGAAGAGAAAACAGAGCGCUCAGGUCCGAAUACGCCAGCCGUUAUGGGCGGCGCUUGCGAGCACAAAAAUCGUCAUGGUUAAAGAAUAUGAACUAUCCCACGCCGCGCGUGAGUCGGCCGGCUCCAACGCCACCGACAUACACAAUCUUGGAAAUGCGCCCUUCAACACCCAACCAGGGCAGAUCUGGAUCUGCUACGUCGGAAGCGACGAGGUCUGUUUCGCCACCAGCCGGUUUGCAGACGAUGGCGCAGACGACUCGUCCCGUGAGAACGGCAGGGCCGGCGCAUCUUGGGUUGACGCCAGCAAGCCCUUCUUUGUGCGAGUCAACAACGCCAUCUGGCAGCCUACGCGCACAAUUCGGAUGGAGGACGAAGAAGACGAGACCGAAGGCGGCGCUCCCCAAGGCGGAUCACGAUGGACGGGUGAUAUAUAUGGGCUGACGCCCAUGUCUAGCUACGAGUGCGAGUUUGUCUGUACCAGGACAGGCGAGGUUCUCUUCUCAACCAGUGUUAGGACUACUCAGGCUAGAACCAGGGAUGCGGACCCCUCCACGAACGCCCAGAUCACGGCCCACCGAGUGCUCUCCCGCAAGGACCCUGCCACAACCCUAAAGACCUCGAUCGCGAGCCAGGAGGCCAAGCUGGCUGAGGAGAGGGCCAAGCUCAAAACUCUCCGGAAAGAAAACAACCGCAAGGUCAACCAGCUCCGGAAAGAAAUCGACAAGCUCACCAACGCCGUGCAGUCUUCGGGAGGCAACGACGAGAAGUGGAGGCAGAAGAUCAGCCAGCACAACACCCAGCAGGCCCAGGCUGAGCAGUCGAUCCAUGAUUUGGACGAGCAGAUCAAGGAACUGGAGUCUGUACCUGAGGAGCUGAUGGGACGCUACCGCAGCAAGCAGGGGGAGUGGAACGCCGAAAAGGCGCGGUUCGACGCGGCCAGGGCGUCCUUCAAAAGCUUCAAGGCCAACAUUGAUCGGGAUCUGAAGGCGCUCGCCUCGGAGCGUGAUGCCCUCCAGAACAAGCGCAACAAGAUUGCAGCCCGCAUCGCUAAGCUCGACGAUGAGCACGCGCGCAUCACCGACGCCAACGCUAGGGGACUGGACGAGGCUGAGCGGCGGUGCCAGCAGCGUGCCGUGUUCACUGCCGAGGCGGGCAGAACCGAGAAGUCUUACGUGGAUGCCAUCACGGCUGUUAGGGCCUAUAAUGCCGAGAAGUCCCACCAGGCUCAGACGAUGGCUGCGGCCUUGCAGGCCUAUCUCACAAGCUUCAACGCCGAGAUGAUUGCUGCUGUCCAACCGUACGACGUGGCUGUUGGCGGCGCCUACGCGCCGGCCGUCCACGACGUGCCGGCGGCUACCUUCCCGCCCAUGAACCAAUGGGGCGGCGCCACGGUAGCUCCAGCCAUGCCUGCAACCACCCAGUCCUUUGGGGGACAGUCAGCCAUGUGGCCGCCCGCCGCGUCGGCAGCGCCCUUGUCGCAACCGGUUCUAUCGUCCCUGCCGAACCAAGUUUCUCUCGGACACCACCUGCAGCAGUACGGAUCCUCGGCGACGGCCUUGCCUGCCCAGUUCUCGCACUCCAUGCUUCACGUGCCCGCGGCCGGCAUCCGGCGCCGUGGUCGAUCGAGUUCCAUGCUCUCGGAUGUCUCGGGCUUCACCGAGUCCAGCCAAGGAGACGAGGAUGCGAUCAAGACCAUACACCCCAACCCGAUCGGCGCCGGCGCCCCGGGCCAUGUCACGGGGCCCCCGCCGGGCCUGUACAGUCCUUUCUCUCGGACGGUUCACCGGCGCGGUGGUGCUGGAUCGGGCUCUCUUUCUGGGUCCGGAUCCGGCUCUGGUUGCGGGAUGGGGUCCGGUUCUGGUCUUGGCUCAGGUCGCAGCAGCGUUCGUAGCGGCAGCGGUAGUGGCAGCGGAAGUGGCAGCGGUAGCAUCCGCGAUCCCGCCAGUCCGAUCUAGAGCGUUGGAUUGCGGUCGUAUGCGACUUUUGAAGGCGUCUUCCCCAAGGACCACGAAGGUCUGUCGUUGCCGAGAGGCCAGUGCCGGCCGAGAUUGCCGGUGCCGCCGACGCCCUCAUGGCCAACGUCGCGUCGCUGGCUAGAUCAGCACACAUCCUGCUUCUAAUCAUUCGCCCUUGAGCCCCCAUAUGGCCCGGGUCAUGAUCUGCCCGCUCCUCUUACUCUACUUAUUUCUCUCAUCACUCAGUCAUUAAGUUUCAGGGUGACAUCUACGAUACGGUACGGGGCGUUCUGGUCUUCCCAGCCGUUCCCGUAAUCUCAAGAGAUGAUGGAUGGACUUGUCAUUUGCCAUCACUCCUUUGUACCCUGUUACCAGGAAUCCUACACCCUUACAUUCCCCCCGUUCAAUGGUUUUGUAUCGGCAUUUUCUCAAAACCAACCUCGGCUGUCUUGGAAUUUCUGCCAGACACCAAAGGGAUAUGCGGUGGGUUUAUUGACUGGAAGUUUGAAAGAAGCAGAGGUGCUGCUUGAGCCUCGGUUGGCUGUGAUUGGGUCUCGAAUUGUGGGUUGAACAGCGAGUGAACUGGCGUGACUGCGUUGAGAUACAAAAGUUCUUAGUUCUUUAUUCUAUGCUUUGUUCCGA